Molecule: messenger RNA, 1710 nt
Organism: Colletotrichum karsti
Lineage: Eukaryota; Fungi; Ascomycota; Sordariomycetes; Glomerellales; Glomerellaceae
Product: para-nitrobenzyl esterase
Exons: 3
Coding region: 1-1710 (569 amino acids)
Source: RefSeq, a predicted model, not a curated record
AUGUUACAGUUGUCGACUCUGAGAACGCCUUGGCUCAAUGCCAAGAUCCUCACCGGUUUUCUCUUGGCAUCAACCACCCUUGCCAGUCCACUGUUUCUCAACGACACGCUCACCGUCCAACUCGAGUCAUACGGUUCGUUCACCGGAACGACGCUGAACACGACGACGUCGGGGGUUCCGCUCUCAAAAUCUGUGGACGUUUGGUAUGGCGUUGACUACGCAACUCAGCCUAUUGGAGACCUGCGAUUUUCACCGGUGGGACGGCCUUCGCCUUUCAAUGGCACGCGCGACGCCACAUCGUAUGGAAAAGUCUGCAUUCAAGAGCCGGGUAACUCCAACUUAGUGACUUUCAUUAAGACCAAUAUCGAGUAUGGUGAAGACUGCUUGAACCUCAACGUUUACAGACCGUCCGGGGUCAGCUUUGAGAAGAAGCUACCUGUUUUGGUUUGGAUCCAUGGAGGUCUCUUCCGUAACUCGGCAGGGAUUACAUGGGAUGGCGCAUCUUUCGUGGCUUCGUCGUCUGAGCCCGUCAUCGUCGUCACCUUCAACUACAGACUUGCCGCCCUGGGGUUCCUGGCGUCUCCUCUCCUAGCUGAUAUCGGCUUGGUCAACUUGGGUCUGCAAGAUCAGAACCAACUUCUACGAUUCGUCCAUAGGCACAUCUCAUCUUUCGGCGGCGACCCAGCUCGAGUGACGUUAGGAGGAAAGUCAGCAGGUGCCCACUCCGUCGGCUUCCACUAUCAAAACCCCUUCACUGCGGGAGAGGAACUCUUCCAUCAAGCCAUCUUCCAGUCAGGUGGCCCAACUGGACGAUCAUUCCCCAACGCCUCCGAUCCGGUGACCGUCAAGCAAUACGAGCAGUUUCUCAGCAGGGUGGGCUGCCAAGACAAUGGCGUUGCCGAGGACCUGUUGUCGUGUUUGAGACAAGUAAAUGUUGAGCUCAUCGAGAAGACGUCCACCGCCUUGUUGGCCGAGUAUCGCUACAACGGGACCCAUCCCUUCCAGCCCGUCUCCGACGCAGUCAUCAUUCCGCGUCUUCCUUCCGCAACCUGGGACUCAGGGUUGUGGAACAAGCUCCCGGCCCUGACGUCCUUCAUCACCGAUGAAGGUAGUCUCUACGCACCCACUAACCUGACUACGGAUGACGAGGCCUGGGGCUGGCUCUCAAAUCUUUACCCGGGACUCGAUGGCGGCGAUCGAGAGACGUUCUCGCGGCUCUAUCCCGAUCCCGAAACCAAUCCAGACUCGGUUUACGCCGACGCCCGAGGACAAUCGGCUCAGUUUACUCGGCUGUCUGACGUUUACGGCGACACAUCGUACAUCAGCUGUUCCCAGGAAAUCGCCUCUCGUCUGUCGGCCGAAAACAUCCCGGUCUGGAAGCUUCAUUGGAACACCAACGACAGUGUCACCCCCUACCUUGGCAUUUCUCAUGGAGCUGACGUUCCCUACGGUUGGGGUGAGCCGAAGACUCAAUACCCUGAGGCUGGAAAGGUUCUGUCUUCGUAUUAUGCGAGUUUUGUUGUGACCGGUGAUCCCAACAACUUGAAGGCGCAGGGAGCAGCUGAGUGGAGGACGUAUUCAGACGCAGGAUCGGACGAACUUGGCUGGCAGGUCAAUGUUAGUCCAAAUGGAACCUGGAUUGAGAAAGAUAGUAUCAGAAGGGAAGCGAUGGAAUUCUGGAGGGCAAAUCCGCUGAAGUUGGAUCAUUAG